GUCGAUAGGCAGUUUACAAUCUCAUACUUGCCUACUAGAUACACCUAGGAUUGUCAUUGUACUAUCUACACUCCAUCCAUCAAUAACAAAGAGUAGGAACUACGGUUUUACAUUCACCAAGAGGGCCCGAAUCUAGGGAAACCUUGCCUCCUUGUUCCCCGCCUCGAUCGUCCGGCUAGAUGUGGCAUCCUAUCGAGAGAUAUGUUGGAUUUUUUACAACAUAUGUUUGAUGUACUCUAGUUUUCAUUGUGUUUGGAGUGUUUGUAGUUUCCCGUCUCUUCAUGUAAGAGAUACCGACCAUAUUGUAAGAUUCCUAUCAUUGAAAAUCGGCACUUUGUCCAAAUCCAUAAGACAAUCAAGGUUUGCGGUUAUAUUUUUGUGCAAAGACUUUUAUGCUGCAGUAUUGUUUUGGAUUAUCUGUAUCAUAUUAUAUUCUCGUGAGAUCACACGCUAACUGAAGUUCCACCAGGUGCAUGUUGAGGAGUUGAAAUUACGAUGACUUAAUUAUGGGAUGGUUACUAUGGUUCCUAAGAUGAAUGAUGCUGCAACUAUCACUUGCCCGGUUGGUCAAAGUAUCUUAGCCGGUGCAAUCCUCAUAUCCUCUUUUGUACCUCAAAUAUUCCCGAUCGAUGAUACAAACAUAAUUUUAUUCUUAGAAAACAAUUCAACCUAAAUAUGAUUCUCCCUUAAAAUAAAUAAACAUUGCGAUGUAAGAAACACAAGAAGUGGUGACAAAAUCAUCCAAUACAUACCCUAAAAAAUCAUCGAAUAUAUGUGCGGCGAGUGUUUCGCCAAAUUGUUCUUUUAAUAGAACACCACUGAAAAAAAUAAAAACUAUUUCCUCCGUAAAUAUUUCUUUAUAGAGGGAGUACUUCUACAAUUUUACCACCAGCUCGUUUUCCUUGGUCUUGCGUCUACAUUUCCAUUUUGCAAAAAAAAAACAGUUUUCUUUUGGAGCACUUCUUGCAUCUUCGGAAAAACAAAAACAAAACCAUUUUCAGCCGUGUGGCCUGUGCUUUUUUUUCUUUUGUCUUUUUAUUAGGGGUAUAUAUGCGGCCUGGGCUUGCACAGCAGACACGGUCGACGCAGGCCCACGCGAGCCCACUGAAGCAGCAGCUAGUCGGCACUACGAGACGGACGGGAGACUCGCGGUGGGUCAACCAACCAGUCGUUCUCCUCCUCCUUGUCGUCCGCCGCCGAAGUUGAAAAAGAAGUCCACUCCGCCGGCCGCCGUCCUCCACUGCUGACUUAUCUCUUGGCCGCGCCACUUGUAGUGGAGGAUACAUUGGCUGGCGAGCGAGCAGGAGAGCGGAGCGAGCGCUAGCGGAGGUCGUGCGCCGGCGACGUCAUCGUUUUAAGGCAGUUCCUCCUGCAACGCAGAGCUCUGUGGAAGAUAAGCCCCGAUCCAUCACUUAUUGAUGAUCCACAGUUACUACAACUUGGGAGCUCCGCAGUUUCUUCAAGUUCCCUGACGAUGCGGUUCCUAUCAUCCGUGGAUCUGGCUUGUCAUCCACGGAUGGCCGUGGUUCUCCUCCCCCUCCUCCUCCUGCUCCUGCCCCUCGUGCCGCCCGCCGCUGCCCAAUCUUGGCCAUCUUGUGGCAACAGCGGUGUCUACGAAUCAGAUAGCACCUACGAAGCCAACCUCAGGCACCUCUCAUCCACCCUCCCGAAGAAGGCAGCAUCCAGCACCACCCUCUUCGCCACCGACACCCAUGGCAAUGUUCCGAAUGUCAUCUUCGCCCUCGCACUCUGCCGCGGGGACUCCAACGCCUCUGCCUGUGAGGGCUGUUUGGUUACCGCCUUCCAGGACGGACAGGACAACUGCCCCGACAGUAAGGACACCACCGUGUACUACAAUGGUAAUCCCUGCAUGCUCAGGUUCUCCAACAAGAAUUUUCUUGCCACCACCGACAAUGACAAAAUACUCGUCAUUGCGACUUUUGCGAGCAUGGAAAUGCCGCUCAACACCUCGAUAAGACACGACUCCUUCAGGUUCUUGUUGUUCACACUUCUGAACAACACAGCUCAAUCGGCUGCGAACAGCUCGAGGAGGUUCACCACCUCGCGCUUAGAUGUCAGCUCCCUCCCGACGGUCUACUGCCUUAUGCAGUGCACGCCCGACCUGACCGCUGAUGACUGUGCAGCCUGUUUCCAGCCUUACUCCUCGUUAACGUUCAAGCACAUGGACGAUGGGAAAGGUGGUCAAAUUCUGGGGACACGGUGUAGCAUGAGGUACGAGAUAUACCCAUUCUUCCAAGGGAAGCCCAUGCUGCGUAUUAUCAACUUGGCAUCUGCAGUUCCGGCGAUCAACAACACCUUGCCGCCAGUUACAGUGUACCCGCACCAGCAGUCACAACCGCAGUCACCGGUUGCGGCACCACCACCUCCGGAGGCACAAGCGAGCACCCAAGAACUUCAUGGACGCAACUCACACCAGAAGGCGCUGCGGAUUAUUGCUAUUGCAGCUCCAUUACUGUCAAUAUUUCUGUGCUGUAUCUGUUGCAUUGUAUGGAUGACAAGACGAAGAAAAGGAACUGAUAUCUUACACGAUCAAGCUGCCACGAAUAAGCUGGAAGAAGACGCAUUGGUUUCGAGAUUGGAAGACAAGAGUUCAGAGUUCACUCUCUUUGAAUUUUCUGACAUAUUCCAUGCUACACACAACUUCUCCAAAGAAAACCUACUUGGGCAAGGUGGUUUUGGUCCUGUCUACAAGGGCCAGUUACCAGAUGGAGUGGAAAUUGCAGUUAAAAGGCUUGCCGCACAUUCAGGACAGGGUUUCACUGAAUUCAAAAAUGAAGUUGAACUUAUUGCAAAACUACAGCACAAUAAUUUGGUCAAGCUCAUAGGAUGUUGCAUUGAGGGAGAGGAAAAACUUUUGGUGUACGAAUAUUUGCCAAAUAAGAGCUUGGACUUCUUUAUCUUUGAUGUUAGCAGAACAACAUUGGUUGAUUGGAAUAAAAGAUGUGUGAUAAUCGAAGGGAUAGCCCAAGGUCUACUGUAUCUCCACAAGCACUCUCGGUUGCGCAUCAUACACAGAGACCUUAAGGCCAGCAACAUUCUCUUGGACCAGGGCAUGAAUCCCAAAAUUUCUGAUUUUGGGCUAGCAAAAAUUUUCAGCUCCAAUGAUACUCAAGGAAGCACAAAGAGGGUGGUGGGAACAUAUGGUUAUAUGGCUCCGGAGUAUGCAUCUGAAGGCAUUUACUCGAUCAAAUCUGACGUGUUCAGCUUUGGUGUGUUACUUCUCGAGAUCAUUAGCGGACAAAGGAAUUCUGGUUUCCAUCAGCACGAAGACUUUCUUAACCUCCUUGGAUAUUCAUGGCAGCUCUGGGAAGGAGGAAGAUGUUUUGAGCUUCUAGAAGCAUCAAUUGCCAAGGAGAUCCACGCAGCUGAGGCUAGGGAGUACAUUAACAUUGCACUAAUGUGCGUACAAGAGCACGCAGAUGAUCGACCGACCAUGUCAAAUGUCGUUGCGAUGUUAAACAGCGAGAGUUUUAUUCUUCCAGAGCCUAAACAUCCAGCAUACUUCAGCCUAAGGGUAUCUAAGGUAGAUGAAUCGGGUAAUAAUGACGUAACCGUCUGCAGUAAUAACGACUUAACCAUCACUGAGGAGCCAGAUGGCAGAUAGUUGAUCACUUUGCUUCAGUUGUUAAUGGAAGUGCUAGCAAUCAGACAGCAGGCAGACAGACCAGGUCAAGUGAACUAGGGCAGACCAAGUAAGCCUAUCAUAUUUUGGUUAUGAAGGAUGGCGACCGGCGCAUCUCUGUAGCCGUUUUUCGGUCCUGCGGUGAAUGAAGCUCUGCCGGUAUGCAUAGGCUGUAUUGAUAUGCAGGUUAAUACUGCAUUUAGCUUUUGUGCACCGCACCAUCAUUUUCCACUGGUGGCUGCUGCUGUAGACUUUAAAGGAAGACUUUAAAAGAGGACUUGAAAUCCAAAGGAUUUCAAUUUGACAGAAUCCUGCUGGGUAAAGUAUUUGUUGCAUCUAUACGCGCCUUUCAUGUUUUCCUGAAAGUUAAUUCCAUUGAC
Triticum aestivum (bread wheat) is the source of this 4023-nucleotide messenger RNA. RefSeq names its product cysteine-rich receptor-like protein kinase 10. Gene Ontology annotation, biological process: protein phosphorylation. The transcript is spliced from 8 exons. Gene Ontology annotation, cellular component: plasma membrane. The record is from RefSeq and is a predicted model, not a curated record. The coding region runs from base 1475 to 3625 and encodes 716 amino acids. Lineage: Eukaryota; Viridiplantae; Streptophyta; Magnoliopsida; Poales; Poaceae. Gene Ontology annotation, molecular function: ATP binding; protein serine/threonine kinase activity.